GGCGCAUGUUUCCGGCAAGGAUGCCAAGGCGAUGAGUGAUCUGGUGUGUGGACUUGAUGGGUUAUUUACUUUCCAACUUGCCCAUCUAAUGUUCCUGGGAUUGUUUUUUCCCGACUUCGACUUUCCUCCGUGACCCAUUGCCCUCUAAGUCGUCUCGCUCCCGAGCCCAGGGAACGACUUGCCGAGCAACAGGAAGAUACACUUUGGAUAAACGCCCACAAUGGCGGCGGAAAAAGUGUCCAGUGAUGUCCCCGAGUCGACCCGCGACGAGCAUGCCCAGCCAGGCGAUGGCCCCUUGUCGGCUGCCGUGCCUCGACGGCGCUCGUCAGUCGCUCUCAACAUCAUCGAGAACCCCCUAAAGCGCACCUCGGAGGAAGAUACCGUUCGCAAUGCCAAGGCGUUCGCCGAGUCGCAUGGCAUGCCGGAGCACGCCGAGCUCUUCGGCUGGGCCUCCCUAGUGGCGCGUGACCCGGAGAGGUUCGAAAUGCUCUCCGUGCUCAGCGACGAGGAACAGAACGCUCUCGUCUACGAGAGGGACCAUAAAUGGCACGGCCCCAAGAUGCUUUGGUACUCGAUUGGCCUCUGUGCGAUCGGAGCCGCGACCCAGGGAUGGGACCAGACGGGAGCCAACGGCGCCAACUUGUCGUUCCCUCAAGAGUUUGGCAUCGCUGGACAGGGCCGUGACGAGUGGAUUGUCGGCUUGGUCAACUCCAUCAUCUUUCUCACAGCCGGCCUCAUCGGCGCCUUCAUCGUCGAUCCGCUCAACCACUACUUCGGACGACGAGGUGAGAUUUUCAUCACGGCCGCCUGUCUGACGGCCACCCCAAUCGGUUCGGCAUUCGCCCAGUCGUGGCAGGGGCUGUUUGCCGCACGAUUCGUCAUGGGUAUCGGCAUCGGCGCCAAGAACGCCACCGUACCGAUUUACUCGGCCGAGAUGGCGCCACACAGAACCCGAGGCGCCCUGGUCAUGUUCUGGCAGCUUUGGGUCGUCGCUGGCAUCUUCCUAGGUUUCGCCGCCAAUGUCAUCGUCAAGGACACGGGUGACAUUGCCUGGCGCCUUCAAUUCGGCUCGGCCUUUAUCCCGUCAUUCAUCCUCAUGAUUGGCAUCUUCUUCUGCCCAGAGUCCCCGCGCUGGCUCAUGAAGCACAACCGGCACGCUGAAGGCUUCCGCUCCAUGCUGCGUCUGCGGGCCAACCCCAUCAUCGCCGCCCGAGACUUUUACUACUCGUACAUCAUCUUCGAGGAGGAGAAGAAGGAGACUCGUGGCUCCGGGUACUUCAGCCGCCUGUGGGACUGCUUUGCCGUGCCCCGAAUCAGGCGAGCCAACUAUGGCGCCUCGACCGUCAUGAUUGCGCAGCAAAUGUGCGGCAUCAAUAUCAUUUCCUUUUACAGCUCGUCCAUUUUUGAGAGCGUGGGUUACACCGCCACCGAAGCUCUGUACGCCUCGCUGGGAUACGGAGCCGUCCAAGUCGUCUCGACCAUCCCGACCCUCUUUCUCAUUGACACCAAGGGCCGCAGAACCUUGACCAUGAUCACAUUCCCUCUGAUGUGCAUCUUCCUCCUCGCCGCUGGACUUUCGUUGCUCCCCAACGGAGCAUAUCACAUUGCUCCGCAAGCCGAGGACCAAAACCCUGCUGGGGACUUCCGGUCUCGUGGCGCCCGAAUCGGCCCCGUAGUGCUGUUCGUCUACCUGUUCACCAUCUGCUACUCGUUGGGCGAGGGCCCUGUGGCAUUCCAGUACUCCGCCGAGGUCUUCCCCACCAUUCAGCGUGAGCAAGGCAUGGCCUGGGCUGUGUGCAUCAACAACACAUUUGCCGGCAUCCUCGGCCUAACCUUUCCUCGAAUGAAGACGGUCAUGACUUCAACCGGCGCCUUCGGUUUCUAUGCGGGGCUGAACCUGGUAGCGUGGGUCAUGAUAUUCUGCUUCGUUCGCGAAACGAAGCAGCUUACACUGGAAGAACUAGACCAGGUCUUUUCGGUUCCAACAAAGAAGUUUAUCCACUACGAGGCUACUGUGUGGCUGCCGUGGUUCAUCAAGCGAUACGUCUUCUUUCAGAAGAUCCCCCGCCCUCCUCCCAUCAUCGAGAAGGCCGAGAGGGUCGACGAAGUAAAGGACGCUUGAAAUACCUUUGGAAUAUGGCGAUGGGUCGCUGCAGACUAGGUUCUGUUCUGAGAUAGCGCAGUCUGCGAUCGGAGGAGGGCCAGGUGUUUUUCAAGCAAUCAGGACCUCAACUAGCGAUGUCUUCUUUAGUGAGCCUCGCUCUGAAAUGGUCAUCGUACUCCAGAUAUUCCUUGAAGUUAGUGAUAUAUCGCUGCGAAUUGAUAC
Messenger RNA from Purpureocillium takamizusanense, 2326 nucleotides. RefSeq lists its product as uncharacterized. The transcript has 10 exons. Gene Ontology annotation, biological process: transmembrane transport. Bases 221 to 2122 code for a protein of 633 amino acids. Lineage: Eukaryota; Fungi; Ascomycota; Sordariomycetes; Hypocreales; Ophiocordycipitaceae. The record is from RefSeq and is a predicted model, not a curated record. Gene Ontology annotation, cellular component: membrane. Gene Ontology annotation, molecular function: myo-inositol:proton symporter activity.